Molecule: messenger RNA, 2714 nt
Organism: Anolis sagrei ordinatus
Lineage: Eukaryota; Metazoa; Chordata; Lepidosauria; Squamata; Anolidae
Product: NTPase KAP family P-loop domain-containing protein 1
Source: RefSeq, a predicted model, not a curated record
CCCAUUCGAUACGCCACCGAGUCAUUAUCUUCCUCAAGUGGUUGAAAUAUUUGUCCUGCAUAUUACUCACGUUGGUAUGCAGACCCAGAUUUCAAACUCGUUUGAAUUUGCCACACCUCUCAGGUUUGGGAUGUUUUCGUUUUUACCUUGGCUCGGCCGAGGAAGUUUGGCUGUCACUUCUGUUUCUUCGCCACUCGAGAAAAAAGGGUCCCACCUGCUUGGGAACUCUUGUCGAAGGUGGCCCGGUGCCGGUGCUGAUGAGUCCUACCGAUGAGGAGAUCACGCGGUUGCAUUCUAGCGAGGAAAACCAUGAUGCCCGGUGCAUAUGCUCAAGAGAGUUUGACCGCAUCCCAAAUGAGGAAGGCCUCAAUAGAAACGAUAUCUUGACAGAAGACGACAUUUACUGCUGCAGCCUCUCCAAGACAUUAUGCCAUACUUCCACCCCGGUCACAGUGGGCUUCUAUUCGCCCUGUGGAGCCCGUGCCCAUUCACUACUUGAUCAGAUCGCAGAAUGCAUGCAUAAAGAAUCCGUGCGGAGAGAAGAGAACGAGUUCCGGAAGACUCACCAGAGGCCUAGGCAGCCAGAAGGCUGGAACUACUUCACCCUCCUUUGGUACUUGGUCUUCUAUGAACCGAUCAUCACAGAGGUCCACCUCAGGAGAAAGAACAUCGAAUUCCUCUUCGUAAGAUUCAGUGCCUGGCAGUAUGCAGGCAGCGACAAGCUCUGGGCUGGCCUAGUUACCACUUUGUGCGACCAUAUCCGCCACCACUUCGGUCCUCUGCCUCUCAGCUUCUAUCAAGUGGUGGGGAACGCACCACGAUAUGCCUCUGGGUUCAGCCAAGAUGAGUGGCGGGUCAAAAAGAAGGUAGUCUAUGGCGCUGGUGGACUAGGGGUCAUCUUGAUGGCAGGUGCGGCCCUGACUGCCACUGCAUUUCUUGUGCCCGGGAUCAGAGAUGGCAGCUUCUUGAAGAUCUUUGGAAGCAUCCUCACUGCCAUUUCUGGCUCUGGGGCCAUAGUGGCCUUGACUCCUGUGAUCAAGCACCUCCUUGUGAGCCAAAAGAAGAAAAUUGAGAGCAUGACCAGUGAUGGAAAAUUCACCAGCCAUUUGGGAUUCAUGAGUGCGGUGAAGAAAGAGAUUGAAGUCCUAACUCACUUUGUCUAUUACAUGGAGAUCUUUGAACGGCGGCGGCUGAGGAUCGUCUUUGAGAUCACCAGUUUGGACAUGUGCUACCCGGAAAGGGUGGUCGGGGUCCUGAAUGUCAUCAACACGCUCCUUUCAGACACCAAUGCUCCCUUCAUCUUCCUUCUGGUGGUGGACCCUUGCGUCAUUGUCUCGUGCUUAGAGCAAGCUGGCUGCAUGAAGGGAAUGGCUGACAACGGCUACCUCUACCUCAACCGUACCGUGACACUGCCUUUCUCCAUCCCGGAGAUCAGCACCCGUUGCAAAAUGCGGUUCUUGCAUGAGGCCUUCCAGACUCGGGAAGAUUUGAUGUAUAGAAUCAUCACAAGGAAUUUGGAACAGGGAGUCCGAAAGGCCAAAAGAAAAGAAGUGGCAGCCUUGACAGAUAUAGAAGCAUCCAUAGAGGUAGACCAGCAUCAGAUCGAUUCUCAGGCUGUGCAGUAUAUUCAUGAUGCUUUCCACUGCCUCCACAAUGAGUACGACUGCCUUUACAAAUACGUUCCAGACAGUAUUGUCCAGAUGAGAAGGAUUGUCAAUACCAUCCCUAUCACCCUCAGGUUGAUGACCCAACAACAUCUCCUACGGCACAACAUCUGUCCUCGUUCAGUAGCCGGUUGGGUGGUCCUAGCCAACCAGUGGCCCUGCCGUCUGAGUUGGAUUCUGCAAUGCAUGCAGGACAAGCUGCAGUGCGAACAGCAACUUGACUACAGCAAGGAACUUAUGUGGAAUGUCUUCACAGAGAAUUGCAAGGAAUUCUUCUCCAAGCACAAGGACAUUGGGAAAAUCUUGGCUUUGGACGGUGACCCAGAACUCUUUGAGAAGUUCCUUUCACAGGACUUUCCUUUCACGGUGGAGGAAGGAGAGCAAUAUCUUAGGUACACAGUCAACCUGGACCAUUCCAUCAGGUGUCAAAUGGGGCAGCUACGCUCGCUAGAUUCCUUGGAAAAGUACUGCAGCAAAAAGGAAGAACCAGCUGAAAAGGAUCAAGAUGGUUGAUAUCCAUUUGUGCUUUUGGGGAGGGCAAAAUGAGGAGUAUCAUAGUAAUGUUGGACAGUUUCAAAUCUCUUGUGUUACCCCAUAAAAAGCUGUGUUGGGCACAUUCCAGGGCAUUCUCUCUGCUCAGUGAUGGGUAUGUGAACGCUCAAGAAGUAUCUAUGUGAAUUGAUAAUGCACUUUGAAUACUUCUCAGAAUCCUCUGGAAAACCAGGUUCCAUAACAUGCAAGGGAAUAUGGGGUGGGUUACCUGAAUUCUGGACAAAGUCUGUAAAACAUUUCCUCCAAAUGGGGAACAUGCCACAAUUUGCACCAAGGAAUGGAUGAUAAUAGAUGUGGGGCAUUUUAAUGAUUGGUUUUAAAUUGCACGUUUUGACUUUUUUUUGUUUGUUAGAUGUUUAAUUUAUCAAUGCUGUGAAUAUGAGAAAGCGGGGGAGAGGAUGAGAUACUGAAAGAGAUACUGAAAGAGUACACUAUUGCCAAAGUAGGUUUUGUGUUGGGAAAUGAGAGAGGGGAAGGAAAAAUGAAGUCGGGGAAAUG